AUGGCAUAUACGGAUGAUGCUGUGCUGGCGAAGCUGUCUGCCCUCAAUGAGACGCAGGAAAGCAUCGUUACCGUCGCCCAAUGGGUAAUGUUUCACAGGAGACACGCAGAUCGCACGGCGCAACUAUGGCUCUCACGUCUCAAAGACUCGGGGAGUAAUAAGAGAUUGAACCUGAUUUACCUUGCCAACGAGGUAGCGCAGCAAUCGAAGGCUCGUAAGAAGGAUGACUUUUUAAUCGCCUUUUCUCCCGUCAUCGCCGAAGCUACUGCAUCCGCAUAUAAGGGUGCCACAAGUGACGUCCAAUUGAAAAUACGGAGGGUGGUGGAGGUUUGGAGGCAGCGGCAGGUUUUUGAAAUACCGAUUCAGGAUGCAGUUGAGGCCAGAAUUGAAGAAAUCGACAAGAGUAAAACGUCUGGGAAACGAGGAGGAGGCUCCAUCUUUUCUUCCAAUACUCCAAGUUCUGUCCCAAGUGACCUCGUUCCUUUGGUGGAACCCCAACAAACAAUCACGAAACUCGUUCUCUCGACCAGAACCUCUACGAACGCUGCGAGCCAAGACUACGAUAAGUUGAUGGGCCCAUCCGCGAAUCCUCCAACAGCGCCUGUAUAUGCAGCCCGACUUAAUGGUCUUCUCAAGACCCUUGCAAACGCGGAAGGGGCCGUGGCGGAGAGUAUCAAGGCACGAAAAUUGCUGAUUGAAGGCUUGGAGAAGAUGCUCGGUUCUAAUCGCGAAGCCCUCACAGCCGAGGAGAAGCAACUUGAGGAGCUAGCCGGUCGAAAGAAAGAGACGGAUGCCAAAAAGAAAAGCGUUGAAGACAAUAUUAUGCGUGAUAUUGCCUCCAAUAGCAAUCCUGGAACACCUAAUGGACCUCCGGAAGGAUCUCCUGGUGCCAGCCGCAAUUCCACCACGCCGGCCCCAGAACCAGACCGCCCUGAAGUUGAGGCCUUGACUCCACCGGACUUCCCACGGCCGCCGAGCACUGAACCUAUUCCUGAGUUUGAUCUUGACUAUACCAAUAGCUCGGCCAGUGCCGCAAAUUCUGCCCAUUCAAUCUCAAUUGCUGAGCGAACGAUUACGCAGGCUCCUUCUGCUGGAUCUGACUUACUGUCUAGUUUGGCAACUUCAUACGGCCGGCCAACCCCAGCAGCAAGUGGGGGGACUGUUAAGAAGCGGAAGCUGAACGAUGAAUUUCCUGAUCUAGGAGGUGAUGCUAUGGAUGGCCUCGAUGCUGACGUUGCCGAGAUGUUGGCACAGGAUGGCAGGAAUGUCAACUAA
Messenger RNA from Venustampulla echinocandica, 1275 nucleotides. RefSeq names its product putative Regulator of Ty1 Transposition. The transcript has 5 exons. Bases 1 to 1275 code for a protein of 424 amino acids. Gene Ontology annotation, cellular component: RNA polymerase II, holoenzyme. The record is from RefSeq and is a predicted model, not a curated record. Gene Ontology annotation, biological process: mRNA 3'-end processing. Gene Ontology annotation, molecular function: RNA polymerase II C-terminal domain binding. Lineage: Eukaryota; Fungi; Ascomycota; Leotiomycetes; Helotiales; Pleuroascaceae.